AUGGAGCAGUGGGGUUGCUACGGUAGCAGGGAGGGAGAUGAUGGGAUGGAUAGGGACAAUGCGGAUGACGACGAUGCUGCAUCGUCAGCUGCGGACGAUGAUGGUUCUAACUUGAAGAAUGAUGAGCAUCAUCCUCAUAACGAUGAUGAUGGUGGUGAAGCCGAACGUGUUGGUUUGAAACGUGUGCAACUCGAGAAGACAAAGGAGAAUUGGAGGAGCAGCAUCAUCACCUGGGCGGCUGGUAAUCAGCAUGAUCAUGCCGCUGAUCAGAGGGGACCCGGCACGGGGCCAUCUCGUGCUGUGCCUAACGCACAAGCACUCACUGCUGCUCGUGAUCUGCCUACAUUCGCUCCUGCAUCAUCAUCAGGAGGAACAGCAGGAACGGUGCCAGCGCCGCAGCCGCCGCCAUCAGCAGCCGUAGCGAAAAACCCCUUAGGAGCUCGUGAAGCAGCACGCGGAGAGGAGGGAAGAAGAGCAGGAGAACAAGGAGCAGCGGCUGCAGCAACGGCUCUGCCUCUUGUUAAUUUGCCUGGACUGCCACAAAAUUCAUCAUCAGGCCUCUCUUUCUCAGCUGAUGCAACCUCAGGACAUUCCGAGACCCCGAUUGAGGAUCAUUUGUCUCCCUCGCUCUCCGCAUGCCUCUCCACUUCAUUGCUCGUGAGUGCACCCCGCUCGACUGGGAAGGAGGGUCAUUUAUGUACUAUGCCCCAGUUUACUGCGACUGCAAACUUGACAGAAACGGAGAGGCGAACUGCUGCAGCCGCCGUAACAACGGAUCUGGCAGCUCCGGCAGCAACAGCAGCAGUAGCAGCAGCAGCAGCAGCAGCAGCAGCAGCAGCAGCAGCAGCAGCAGUAACAGCAGGAACAGCAACGUUUGUUGACAAUAGGGGAGCACCAGGAGGUGACAUGAUGGGGCAAAAGGAUUUUGUCACUCCUACGUUCAAGGAUCUGGUACGGAUGGUGACAAAGCAAGGAUCGGCUGAGGCGGAAGCAGCACCAACAGAGGGUUUGGUGAAGCCAGGUCAGGCAGAUGGAAACAGAAGCGGCCGUGGUUUAUUGCCACCUUCAUCGAUUGAUUGGUUGUCUCCUCAGCCAGUGGUUACCAUGGUGGAGAGACCACAAGGAGAGGCACGCGAUGGACGUCUCUUCUACGCCAGUGCAACAGAGAGCAAGGCUAUCAUUGCAGCAGCUGGUCAAGGAUUCUGGCCAAUUGCUGAAGGAGGAGAGCAAGCCGCAGCUGCAUCUGAACCGGAGAAGGGGAUCGAAGCACACAAACGAGGAAGAGGAAUUGGUGGACCAAGCACGUGCGAGGGAUCUGCUGCUGCCGGCUCAUUGAGGCAACCGCAGGCUGAUGCCACUGGUAUGGUCGCAGUGUCUGGAGAUGCGAGGGAAGAAGAAGGAAGCGUGGAGCGGGACGGAGGGGAUAGAGGGGAAGGGAGAGUGGAUGAAAGGGGAGAAGGGGGUGUCAGUGGUGGCACGGUGCAUGGGGGCCGUUUCAAAUCGGCGAGAAACAUAGGUGGGGAGGAGGUAGCAAUAGAGGAAUACGCAGCGGGUGGUACUGACGGCGGCGGAAGCAGCAUCGACGGUGCUGCAAAGGUGCUUGCGGGUGUGAAGAUGUGUGGUGUGUGCAACAAGGUGUUUCUCUCAGGGCAGGCAUUGGGAGGGCACAUGCGGAAGCACUGGAAGGGCCCUCUCCGCCGCAGCACCAAGAGCGGCGUCACCAAGAGCGGCAGCACCAAGACACACAGGCUGGAGCUGAGCAGGUGCGGACAGGAGGGGUUGGGAGGAGAGCAGUGGGUGAGAUGCGAAGCGGUGUGGUAUUGGCAGGAGUCGGAGGAGGAAGAGGAGGAGGAGGAGGAGGAGGAGGAGGAGGAGGAGGAGGAGGAGGAGGAGGAGGAGGAGGAGGAGGAGGAGGAGGAGGAGGAGGAGGAGGAGGAGGAGGAGGAGGAGGAGGAGGAGGAGGGCAGCUGCGGUUGGCAGAAGGCAUAUUGGUGA
Messenger RNA from Closterium sp. NIES-65, 1995 nucleotides. NCBI's taxonomy places the organism in Eukaryota, Viridiplantae, Streptophyta, Zygnematophyceae, Desmidiales, Closteriaceae. The record is from the annotation of a GenBank genome assembly.